This is a messenger RNA of Heterocephalus glaber (naked mole-rat), 5405 nucleotides long. RefSeq names its product glutamate receptor interacting protein 1 (gene Grip1). Lineage: Eukaryota; Metazoa; Chordata; Mammalia; Rodentia; Bathyergidae. Gene Ontology annotation, molecular function: protein binding. The record is from RefSeq and is a predicted model, not a curated record. Gene Ontology annotation, biological process: neurotransmitter receptor transport, endosome to postsynaptic membrane.
UACAGAGUGACAUUCUAGCGCUGGGACUCCUCUUGGCUCCGCUGAAUCUCUUGAACUUUUGCUUUAUUUUGAAACUAUUUGAAGUCCCAAGCUUUGUCAUUUGUAUUUUCUCUUAGUCUUUCACUAUCUUUUCACUUAGGCUCUCCUUACUUUUUUUUCUUUCUUCAAAUUGCAGAUUUAAGAAGGUAUUGAGCUAAAUGAGAAAUCUGACCAAUGUAAAACCAUAUCGCUCUCAUUUUUUCCUCUCUCAUGGGUAAAAUCUCGGCGUUAAUGGUAGCGCAGAGGCAGACAGGAGAGUAGCGUGCCCUGGUCCCCUUGCUUGGUGCUGGUCAUUCAUGCUCCACCGGCUGCCCGAGCAGCUGGGCUGUUGCUGUGCUCUGGUGCUGGCCGAGCCGGGCUGCGUGGUGCGCGAGAGAUGGACCGCUUCUUGGGUUUUGUCAAGCAGAUACGAAGAUCUAGGAGAAGAAAGGGGAAAAAGUACCGACCAGAAGAGGAUUACCACGAGGGCUAUGAGGAUGUCUAUUAUUACGCUUCGGAGCAUUUUCGAAAUGAGAGUCCCUACACUAAAUCCGCCAGCCAGACAAAGCCGCCUGAUGGAGCAUUGGCUGUGAGGAGACAGAGCAUCCCAGAGGAAUUUAAGGGCUCCACCAUCGUUGAAUUGAUGAAGAAGGAAGGCACCACCCUGGGUCUGACAGUAUCAGGAGGAAUUGAUAAGGAUGGCAAACCAAGAGUGUCUAAUCUGCGGCAAGGAGGAAUUGCUGCUAGAAGUGACCAGCUGGAUGUGGGCGACUAUAUCAAAGCUGUGAAUGGGAUCAACCUGGCCAAAUUCCGCCAUGAUGAGAUCAUUAGCUUGCUGAAGAAUGUUGGGGAAAGAGUGGUUCUUGAAGUGGAGUAUGAGCUUCCACCUGUCUCUGUACAAGGAUCAAGUGUUAUUUUCCGAACAGUGGAGGUCACAUUACAUAAAGAAGGGAAUACCUUUGGUUUUGUAAUACGAGGAGGAGCACAUGAUGACAGAAAUAAAUCUCGUCCAGUUGUGAUAACAUGUGUUCGUCCUGGAGGGCCUGCUGACAGAGAGGGUACAAUCAAACCUGGUGACAGGUUACUCAGUGUGGAUGGAAUUCGGCUCCUUGGAACCACACAUGCUGAAGCCAUGAGUAUUCUUAAACAAUGUGGACAAGAAGCAACGCUGCUGAUAGAAUAUGAUGUCUCAAUCAUGGAUACUGUGGCAACAGCAUCCGGGCCACUGCUAGUUGAAGUUGCCAAAACUCCCGGUGCCAGCCUUGGGGUUGCUCUAACUACCUCGAUGUGCUGUAACAAACAGGUCAUUGUCAUAGACAAAAUCAAAUCUGCAAGUAUUGCAGACAGAUGUGGUGCAUUGCAUGUGGGGGAUCACAUCCUCUCCAUCGAUGGCACCAGCAUGGAGUACUGUACACUAGCAGAAGCAACCCAGUUCCUGGCGAACACCAUGGACCAGGUCAAGCUUGAGAUUCUUCCCCACCAUCAGACCCGCCUGGCCCUGAAGGGACCUGACCAUGUGAAAAUUCAGAGAAGCGACAGGCAACUUCCCUGGGACGCCUGGGCCAGCAACCAGUGCAGCCUUCACCCCAGCCAUCACUAUAAUGCACACCACCCUGACCAUUGCAGCGUGCCCGCCCUGACUUUCCCGAAAGCGCCUCCUCCAAACAGCCCUCCAGCUCUGGUGUCUUCAUCCUUCUCUCCUACCUCCAUGAGUGCAUACAGCCUGAGCUCUCUGAACUUGGGGACUUUACCUCGAAGCCUCUACUCCACUAGCCCACGUGGAACCAUGAUGAGGAGGAGACUGAAAAAGAAAGACUUCAAAAGCUCUCUGUCUUUAGCCUCUAGCACAGUGGGAUUGGCUGGACAGGUUGUUCACACAGAAACCACGGAGGUUGUGCUGACAGCAGAUCCUGUGACAGGAUUUGGGAUCCAACUGCAGGGCAGUGUGUUUGCCACAGAGACUCUCUCUUCUCCACCCUUGAUUUCCUAUAUUGAAGCUGACAGCCCAGCAGAGAGAUGUGGAGUGCUACAGAUUGGAGACAGAGUGAUGGCCAUCAAUGGAAUUCCAACAGAAGACAGCACCUUCGAGGAGGCCAAUCAGCUCCUCCGAGACUCUUCCAUCACGAGCAAGGUCACACUGGAAAUCGAGUUUGAUGUUGCAGAGUCUGUCAUCCCAAGUAGUGGAACAUUUCAUGUAAAGCUCCCUAAGAAGCACAAUGUGGAACUUGGAAUAACCAUAAGUUCACCAUCCAGUAGAAAACCAGGGGACCCCCUUGUCAUUUCAGAUAUCAAGAAAGGGAGUGUGGCACACAGAACCGGAACCCUGGAACUUGGGGAUAAAUUACUUGCAAUAGAUAACAUCCGGCUGGACAACUGUUCCAUGGAAGAUGCAGUUCAGAUCCUCCAGCAGUGUGAAGAUCUGGUAAAGCUCAAAAUCCGCAAAGAUGAAGAUAAUUCAGAUGAGCAAGAAAGUUCUGGAGCAAUUAUUUACACUGUGGAGCUGAAGCGCUAUGGGGGACCUCUUGGCAUCACAAUUUCAGGAACUGAAGAACCAUUUGAUCCAAUAAUCAUUUCAAGCCUCACUAAAGGGGGAUUAGCUGAAAGAACUGGCGCAAUCCACAUAGGAGAUCGAAUCCUAGCCAUUAACAGCAGCAGCUUGAAAGGGAAGCCUCUGAGUGAAGCCAUCCAUUUGUUACAGAUGGCAGGAGAGACUGUCACCUUGAAAAUUAAGAAACAGACAGAUGCCCAGUCAGCAUCAAGUCCCAAGAAGUUCCCCAUCCCCAGCCACUUGAGUGACCUGGGAGAUGUGGAAGAGGACUCAUCUCUGGCACAGAAGCCAGGCAAGCUCUCCGACAUGUAUCCCUCCACAGUGCCCAGCGUGGACAGUGCAGUGGACUCGUGGGAUGGCUCCGGAAUAGAGGCAAGCUAUGGGAAUCAAGGCACCAGUUUUCAGGCCCCAGGAUACAAUUUCAAUACCUAUGACUGGAGGAGUCCGAAACAGAGAGGCAGCUUGUCUCCGGUCCCCAAGUCACGAAGCCAGACUUACCCAGAUGGAGGGCUGAGUAAUGAAGGCUGGGACCGGUCCACAGCCAGUGGUUUUGCAGGAGCUUCGGACAGUGCAGAGGCUGAGCAAGAGGAGAACUUCUGGUCUCAGGCACUGGAGGAUUUAGAAACCUGUGGACAGUCAGGAAUUCUGCGAGAACUUGAGGAGAAAGCUGACAGGCGUGUGUCUUUGAGAAACAUGACUCUCUUGGCAACAAUCAUGUCGGGGAGCACUAUGAGUUUGAAUCAUGAGGCUCCAACACCUCGAAAUCAGCUGGGGCGACAGGCCAGCUUCCAGGAACGGAGCAGCUCUCGGCCACACUAUAGCCAAACAACUCGGAGCAACACCUUGCCCUCCGACGUGGGCAGGAAGUCUGUAACCCUGAGAAAAAUGAAACAAGAAAUAAAAGAAAUUAUGUCCCCAACUCCUGUGGAGCUGCACAAGGUGACCUUGUACAAGGACUCUGACGUGGAGGACUUUGGGUUCAGCGUAGCAGAUGGCUUGCUGGAGAAAGGUGUAUAUGUCAAAAACAUUCGCCCCGCUGGGCCAGGAGAUCUUGGUGGUCUGAAACCCUACGACAGGCUGUUACAGGUUAAUCAUGUCCGAACAAGAGACUUUGACUGCUGCCUUGUCGUGCCACUCAUAGCAGAAUCCGGUAAUAAGCUGGACCUGGUUAUUAGUAGAAACCCACUGGCUUCCCAGAAGUCUAUAGAACAACAGACUCUCCCGGGAGGAGACUGGAGUGAACAGAACAGUGCUUUUUUUCAGCAGCCUAGCCACGGUGGUAACCUGGAGACACGAGAACCCACUAAUACAUUAUAGCAACCCUUUUAUAAAGCAGGACGAAAGACAAUUAUCUACAUGGUGCUAAAAAUCCCUUUAAGAUUUCUGUGCCAUUUGAGGCACAGAUAAUCACGUGGCAUUAACUGCAAGCACAGGGGUCUUUUAAAUCUCUCUCAUGGCUCAUGUUCACUUCCCUUUUCAAGUUGAAGAGGUUUCUUUUUUGGUGACCACUAUGGUAGAUGGCAGACAGAUGCCUGCCAGGCCCAAUGGUAGAGAAAAAGAGAAAAAUAGGCUACCCCUCCCAAUUAACAUCAGAGGAAAUUUUUUACGAGUUUCAGCUAUCACUUUUUAAAAAAAGAACUGUCUGAAAAUAUUAUCUAUGAUAAUUUCCUUAAUUCACUUUGAAAUCAGUUUCUUACUAUAAAAUCAUUAAUGUAAGAAUUUGGCUAAUGUAGUUUUUUCAUACAGCUGGCUCUCCUAGGGGAGCUGGUAUUUGGUAAGCUGCUGGGACUGCUGCCAUGAGAGGGGUACAGUUAUCAAAUCAAGUUAGCUUAAAAUGUUUCAGCAAUGAUGCACGUAGGAGACCAUAAUAGAUGGAGGUAAAUGUUUUGCCCAAAUAUAGGAAUGAUUUUAACUAGGAUGUAUGCUAUUCCCUAUGCAACAAAUUAUCAAACAGGAUAUGUCUUGUGACCUGUUUUUUUAAGGACACAUUUUUUAAUAGCUGAAAAAUCUCUGAUAAUGAGAGUAUGUAGUAACAAUGAGUAUUAGUUAUCCUAUUUUUAAAAUUCAAGACUAAGAAUUUAAGAGAGAAUGAAGAGUCUAUUAAAAUGAAAUUCAUCUUAAUGAUAGGCAAAUCAAACUCAUACUGCUUGAGAUGUUUUGAAAACUGGUAAUACUGAGGGGUGUACAGCACAUGUACUUAAAAACGACACUGGACUAUCUUUUGUUCUGAGCCAUGCCACUUUUCAAAAUUGUAAAUACAUUCUUCACAAAAUGCAUUGCCAAUUAUUACCAUCCCUCAAAGCAAUAAAUUGUAACAGUUGCUUUUAUUGUUUGUUGGCAACUGUCUUCAUUUGUUCAGAUAUUUUGAAUAGCAACACUAAUAACUGUUAUUUAAUAAAUAUAAAAAAUAGAUCUGUAUAUUGAUGGUAGGAUGUUGAAACAAUUAUUUUCCAAACAUUUCCAUUUUGGUGAAUAAUUCAAGCAACCAUUUAGGCAAAGCAUUUAAAACACUGUGUCCUUGUUUAAGGAAAAAAGUUCACCUUUCUUUUUGUGCAAAAACAAAAAAAAAAUUCAAUCACAUGUCAGAACCACCAGGGCAAGAAAGUAUAAAGCUAAGUCAUGUUAAGGAAAAAAAAAAGAUCAUGAGUCACUUAAAUAUGUAUUUUUAUUUGUAACAAACAAGUAUUAAACUGUAAAGUAUUUUUGUACAAAUUUAAUACUUUAAUAGCAUGGUAUUUAUCGUCUAUGUAUGGUUUUGGGGAAUUCAAAAUUGUUGCAAAUAUUUGUAUGGAAAAAAAAUCCCUCUAUCAAAUGAAAUAAACAGUGAUUUUAAAAAGCC